CUCCCGUUCGCUUAGUCCGCGGCCUGAAGUGGGUUGGUGAGCUGCUGCUUCGUGCCAGGGUGGGGCAUUUCGGGUGUAAAUUCUCGUUCUCUUUUCUGUGCUCCCCAAGUUUGUUUGCACCAUUCAGUGAUUGUGUGUGUGUGUGUGUUUGUUUUCAUCUCUGUCUCUCUCUCGGUCUUCCCAGGUACAAGACUGUGACUUUGUGCACGAGUCAAAUGCUAGCAGCACCAGCACCAUGGCCUCAUCCAGUCCGUCUCCCCAGCAGCAGUUCUGCCUGCGAUGGAACAAUCACCAGUCUGCCCUCGUCUCAGUGUUUGACCACUUGCUCCAGAGUGAGGCCUUCGUCGAUGUUACUUUGGCAGUGGAGGGUCUACUCCUCCGAGCCCACAAAUUAGUGCUCUCCGCCUGCAGCCCCUAUUUCCAGGCUAUGUUUGCAUCCCAUCCGGCCAAACACCCAAUCAUCAUUCUCAAGGAUGUCCGCUACAAUGACCUGCGAGCACUUUUGGAUUUCAUGUACAAAGGAGAGGUGGCUGUGGAUCAGGAUCGCCUACCAGCCUUCCUUCGAUUAGCCGAAAGCCUUAAGAUUCGCGGGCUGGCCGAAUUCUGUGAGGAAAGUCUCUCCCAAGCCACUUCGCAGCCGCCCAUCUUCGAUUCGCUGUUGGAUUCGCAAAAGAGGAGCUACCCUUCGUCAGGGUCUUCGGCUCUCCAGCAACAACAACAGCAGCAGCAACAACAGCAGCAGCAGCAGCAGAAUUCUGCUCCUGCUCCUUUGACGGCCGUGGAACUUUUGCCCGUUUCCAAUCAGAGACCGCCAAUCGAUUUCAGCGUGCCGGCUAUGGCCAGCAUGUUCGGCUCGCCAAUUCCCAUAACGUCGGUGCGCAGUAGUAGUAGCCUGAGCAGUUCCACCAAACGGCCUUCCAGCCCUCAAACUUAUGCUCAUCACAGGAGGAAGAGGGGCAGACCGCCUCGUCAAUCUUACUCGGAUUCGGCUGGGAUAUUAAACAAUGUUGUUGGAUUGAAAUCAAACUCGAGUAAGGACAUUCGAGGCUCUAGCCCUGAAGUUAUGGAAAUGAACGUCGAUCUUCUCUCCAUGGGCGUCUCGAACAACGGCCCCGACACUGCUCUCAACCCUCAUGCACCGACCAAUUCUAACGCUCACGAUUCUUCCUCCACGGCUCAAGACGAUCACAUCAAAGGGGCGUCGUCGUCGCGAAAUUCCAGUCCCGUCAACAACACCUCGAUAGCGAAACUCGAACCUUCAUCUCUGCUGGAACCCGACACGCGACCAGACGGCUUAGAACCUCAAGCUGGACCAUCGCAGGAAAGCGAAUUUGACAGUAGCAGACGCGGUGGAAAAUCAGGGAAGGGUAACCGGAGAGCCCGCGGACGGCCGAGAGGUUACGGUCGCAACGCCAAUUCGCUUGACCGUUCGCUAAUGUCUGCCGACUCGUUGGACGACCUGGCCGGCCCGUCUCAGAGGGAAGGCUCUAGCACUCCGGAUCGGACGCUCCUGGGCGGCUCCAACAACAGCAAUUCCAACAACACGGAGCAGCUGCAGGAGAUGUCGAUCCGGGGCUUGAAUCUCUUCCGCUACGCUUCCGUCUCGGAGGAGGGCAUGUACCGCUGCAUCCCCUGCGAGAAGGAGCACGUGACGCGGACGUUCAAGAACAAGUACAGCUUCCAGCGGCACGCCUACCUCUACCACGAAGGCAACCAGCGCAAGGUCUUUCCGUGCCUGGUGUGCGGACGCGAGUUUUCCCGGCCCGACAAACUCAAGCACCACCUCAAGACCGUUCACGACUACGCCGUGCCCCGCGAGUACAGCAACGCCUACUACUCCCUGCCCUAGUAUUCGUCACGGCUUCCACUUCUCGUCACUGCUGCAACUACUCUCGCCUGCUGAUUGCUGAUCGCCCGGCCAACAAGCUGCUUCUUAGGUAACAGCAGGGGAAAAACAAAACAAAAUAAGCAAAAAUUCCUCUUUCCUUUUUCUCUAUCUCUCACCUAUUUCGCCUCCUCCGUCAGAGUUCCAAAAAACAAAACAAAUCCAAAGUGCUUCGUUCAUUCAUCAAAUAAUGUCUCGCUCGCACUCCUCUUUUAUUGACAAACAAACAACAAAUCAUCUGUUAUCGAGCAUAGUUUAAUAUUUCUCACCUCGCCGUAUGUUUUUCUCUCUCCAUCACCUGCAAAUUUUUCAUCCAUCCCAUUUUUUGACAACUACCGGUGCCAAUAGUUCAUCAAAACUUUUUUUUUUUUUUAAAUUUUAAAAUGAAGACAACCAAAAUCCAUAUCCGCUCAGCUCCUCCUCCUCCUCCUCCACUACUUCCUCCUCCCCUCCCCCUCCUUGUUCCUUCUCUAUGCGGGAGGAAAAGGGUGGGGGGGAGGAGGGGGUCCAACAAAACAAUUGAGAAAAAACACAACUACCUUUUUCGCACCGCCACUGCCUGAAGAAGUGGAAGCAAUGUUGAGAAUCUUAUUCGUUUUUUAUUAUUGACAGUUAUUUUUGAAUUAAUUUUCCGUCGUGCAUAUCCCCCCUCCUUCAUUCAUUCUUUCGCUUCCUCUGAGGAGAAGAAGAAGAAGAAGAGGAUGAAGGAGGAGUAGUAUCGGGUCUCGGGAAUGAAACGCGGGAUAUAUCCAACGCCAAAAGCCAACAAUUUCGGAGUAAAAACAACCCGAUCUAAGAAGCGAUCAGGUUGACAGUUUUUUUUUUAUUUCUUUUUUAUGAAUUCUAUAUAACAUACAAAGGGUGGGAAGGAAAAAUGUAUCCCCCUUAUGAUUCUUAAGUAUAUCAAAUAAUGUUUUUUAGGUUUUUUUUUUUAAAUAUAUUGUGGGAUCCCUGGUCUCUCCCCCCCCCCAUUCUUUUAAUUCGCGUGCGCUGGCAAAAUCAGAAACUAACUUUAUUAUAAAUAUAUAUACCACCAACCCACAGACACACACACACGCUUUAAAGAAAUUGCGACAUUGCUGCUGGCCUUGUCGACCCCUCUCCCCCCUCCCCAUAUAGUUCAAUUGUUACAAGGAAGAAAGCGGUGAAGAUUCCCGGUGAUGGAUUGUUUUUGAAAUUUGGCGGGUCUCUGGGAAUUGAAAAAAUUUAAUUCGUUUUGUUGUUGUUGUCUUUACACGACUUCCCAGAGCUCAAAUUCAAAGCGUCCAAUGGCGAUUCUUUGUUAUUGUUGUAUCGUUGUAUUUUUUUUUUCAACUACUACUGCUAGUACUACUACUACUACUUCUUAUUUCUGCAUAGGCCUUUAUUGCGCACGAGAAAGAGGAAACAAAAAAAAAGUAACGGAGAACGGAAGAAAAAUAUUUCAAAAAAUUUUUGUUUCGCGCUCCAAAAUUUUUACCCCCUCCAAAAAGGAAAGAAAAACAGAACUCUCCCCCCUUGUUGUACGUAUUCUUUAAUUUUUUUGCGUGUGUGAACGUGAGCGUGAAAGUCUUUGACACGUUUAAGGUUGUGCUCUCCAGACAAAGAAAACACAAAAAAAGGGAAAAAAUACUAGUAACAAUUUUUUUUCGUUGGGUCUGUUGUUGUUUGUUGUUAUGUUUUUGUCGCGAUCUAGUAUAAAGGAAAAAUAAGAAAACUUUUUUAAAGAGGGAAAAAUUCCCCCAUCUAAUCCCCCCUUUUUAAAUAAAAAAAAACCUUUAAAGGUUUACAAAAAAAUUCAAAUUUUCGUAAAAAGAAAAGAAUUAAUAAGAAUAAUAAUAUUAAUGAUAGAAGAGAAUGGUGUAAUUUUGUUUUUGUUUUUUUCUCUCCAAAAUUUUGUUUGGUUGAUUUCGGUAGCAUGUGCGUGAGUUGUUGAUAUACAACCUCCCCCACCACCGGCGAUUCGGAAACCCAGUGAAGCCAAUCCAUUUAAUGGAUUUCCAAAGUACAGUACACAGUGUAGUAAAGAAAUUAGAUCGUUAAGAAGAAAAAGAGAAUUUGUUUCGCAUUUUUUUUUAUUCGCCGGUCAGAAAUUACAGAAAUUUAUUAUUAUAUUAUAUACAGUACAGUUUCUAUUCAGCGCGAAAUUUAAAAAACUUUCAUUCAAACUCCUCCGCAAGAAGGACCCCCAAGUUCAAAACUCUCCUCCUCCUCCUCCAUCUUUUUUAAUAAAGAUUUAAAAAGAAAAAAUAAGAUUUUAGGCAAAAAUUUCAAUUCAAAUUCAAGAAAAAAACGAAACGUGUUCAGAGCUCAUCUCUCCUCCACUCUUCUCCGUCUCUGUCUCGCUCUCCGAUGCCAGUGUGUGUUUGCGUGCGUGCGUGUGUGUGUGUGUUAAAAACAAAAAUUUUUUUUUCUCUUGUAUCUAUCUACAUGCGUCUCGUUUUUCUGAUUUUUAUACGCGGGAGCAACCGAUGUGUAACCAAAAACUGCCUUUUUGUCCUCUUGUCUGUUUGUACGGUUUUUUUUUUUCUUAUAUACAUAUAAAUAUUUUUUUUUUCUAUCCUCCUCCCGACCACACACACAAAGCAGCUUCUUACCUCAGAUCCUGAUGUUUUUUUAAUUUUAAUUUUUUCUCCUUUUACCGCAAAUAUUCGUACGAUAGCGCGUUUUUAUCAAGUUUUCCCCUUUUUUUUUUGUUUAAAUUUUUAUAUAAUAAUAAUUACCUUUCUAGUAAAGUUGAAAAAAGACAAAAAGAAGGAUAUAUAUAUAAAUGAAUAUAUAUAAACUAUUCAAAAGCACCUGCCCGUUAAAUAUUAAAAAUAAAAAAACCUUCCCUCCCGUUUUAUUUUACCCUUCACCACCACCAGCCACCAAUCCUUCCUGAUUCCAAAUGCGUUUUUAGGACCGAAACGGUACAUUAAUAUUAAUAAUUUUUUUUUGAGUUUAGUACAUCUUGUUAUCGUUUGAUUUGCCGUUAUAACACAACACCCAUUCUACGCACCUGUCUUGUUAUCCCGUUUUCCCCCUCCCCCCCAUUUUUUUUGUAUUUGUGAAAAACCAAAAAUUUAUAUACUGGGUUGGGUCUUUA
Daphnia pulicaria is the source of this 4952-nucleotide messenger RNA. Its product is annotated as protein tramtrack, alpha isoform-like. NCBI's taxonomy places the organism in Eukaryota, Metazoa, Arthropoda, Branchiopoda, Diplostraca, Daphniidae. Gene Ontology annotation, cellular component: nucleus. The transcript has 4 exons. The coding region runs from base 236 to 1849 and encodes 537 amino acids. Gene Ontology annotation, molecular function: protein binding. Gene Ontology annotation, biological process: regulation of transcription by RNA polymerase II. The record is from RefSeq and is a predicted model, not a curated record.